AUGGAGAACAACGAGCUUGUUGCCCCAGCUAACUCCCGUAUCGGCGACAGGUCUGCAAGUGAAAUUUCGGGGCUUAGAACGUCACCUCCGCCACCGAAAUCUUCUCCUGUUUCGAGUGUCAGUCGCCUGAGUUUGACAUCAAAGGUCAAGCAAGAUGUCGAAGACGACUGCAAGACUGUUCAGUUUGAGGAGAUACGACGCGAGAAAAACCUUUGCAGUUCUAUCGGAGAAGAGAAGGAAGUAGCAGACGUUUUGAAAAGUCGUUUGUAUGACAGCGCUGGGACGUCGGAUGUUUAUCGCAGUCUUCGGACUCAGGUGAAAUAAAGAGUGUUUUAUUAAUUAUUAUAAAUGUUUUGGAAAUUUGAACGUUUUUAUAAUAAAGUUAAUUAUUAAUAAUAAUAAAUUAGUAAUAAUGUUAAUAACACUACUAGUAAUAAUAAUGACAACAUUGAUAAAAGGAGUGUUCAAAUUCAAUAAUUUGUUGAGAGAUUAAAAUAUCAGAAUAUCCCAAAUGAGAAUCAAGCCAACAGAAGCCUGAGCAGGUUUUUAGCCAGAAGGGCGUCCUGGGACGCCCCUAGAACGAAAAAUGGAUGCCUUUGGAUGCCCAAAUUCCAGGGGAAAAGCAAUCUCGUACCCAGAGCCAUCGUUGAUGGCUCUGGGUACAAGAUUGGGGGAAAAGGGAAAUUAUUUUCAAUGACUGACCGUCGUAUUAACACUGCAGAAGAUUAUGUUAUCAUGUACCCACUUUUUUUCAGGCAACCGGGUUUUACUACAUCCUGGACGUCCUUUGUCAAUGCCUAUAGUUAAAGUUUUGUAUAAUAAACUGAUCCCAAACCCUUCCCUAACCCUAACUAGUAAAUGUCUAAUAAACAAUUCGAGAAUUAAAAAAAAUCGGAAAAAAGUUUUUAAAAAAUUUAAGAAAAAUUACUAAGUCAGACAAAAACAAUAGGCUAAACCAGACCUUCUUUCAAAACUAAACCAACCUGGACCUUGUUUCACUUUGCACACACACGAACGCACGCACGUAGUGCCUUUACAAAUGCAGGGACGUCGCGAAGUCAUCAACAUUGGGGGGGUGUCGUCAUGUUUUGACCAUCAUUUCCUAGGAUUUUGACCAAGUCGUACAAAUUUUCCCCAAAAAUGUUGUCGAUUGGGGAAGGAGCUAGAGGUCAAAGAAAAUUUCCGGACUGAAAUUAGUCUCCCUCGCAGACAGACUGAAAUAGGCAUGGUCGAAAAAAAUUUUCCGGACUAACAUAAGCAUAUUCAAAAUUUUUCAACCAAGAUAAAAAAGGUUCAAUUUUUUGAGAACCAUUUCAUAACUUUGAGCAACUUUGACCAUCUUUUAUCCCAAACUUUGACCAAAUUUUUCUGAGUUUUACCUUCAAUUUUAAGCAAAUAUCAGUUCCAUUUUGACCAACUUUGGGCAAAUAUCAGUUCCAUUUUGACCAAUGUUUGAAUUAUUGGGGGUGUGUUACACCCCCCGCCACACCCCCCCUAUAGCGACGUCCCUGUACGAAUGUGCUACCGCCAGGCUCACUGAAAGUAGUAAAAUCUGGAUGUAGUAAAAUAUCUAGAAUUAAUGGCCAACAAAUGACAAAUCAUACAAAAAAGCAGUUCUGUAGGCCAAAAAAUUAGUGCCGACAAUUUCAUCAAAGAAUAAUUGGUAUUGCCACAUUUUCAGUCAUGAAUUUUAAACAGUCUGAAUGUCUUGCCAGAUAAAUUUCUUGGCAGCAAACAAAAACUAAACCGGCCAAAAUAAAUUUCAUUGCAAAACAAAACUAAAAUUGAAUAAAUUAGAAGAAAAAAUUUGUGUUUUGGCUAUCAAAAUUGAAAUUUGUAGGUCAAAACUUUUUUAAAACUGAAUUUUGUUGGCCAGAUAAAAUUCUUAAUUUGCACCUGGAUUUGAAUCCCAGGGCACACAAGGAAGAUUUGUUGUGGAAACAAAGCUAAUGUUUCUUCAUUUGCUCCGGCUAUAUUAGGUUAACUGAGCACACCAGUUGUUAUUCCUAUGCACUGCUGACAAUAUUGAGCAAGAAAAAUAAAGAAAUGAUCUCAGUAAUCAUAUUUAUUUCCAUGUAGCCAAGAAUAAAGCCUCAUCCACCCACAAGCUCGUCGCCCAAACAGCAGUCAGCAUUGUAUCGAGCAACAUUGUUGAGGAAGGAAAAACAGAAGAAUAAGAAGCUUGUGGCACAAGAUGCAAGCACUUAUUUAAAAAACAACGAUGCACAGGUGUGUAUGAAACACAAUUCUUGCAAAAUGACAAGGAUUAUUGAAAUUUUAAGGCUUCAAAUAACAGGCGCACCAUGACUGCCGAUUAAUACCAUGACUGCCGAUUUAUACCAUGACUGAGAACUUUGGGAACUUCAUUUCAAGCCAUGAAAUUACUAUAAUGUCUGUAACUAUACGAUUCAACUUGUCAAGGGAAGCGUGCUGCAUAUGUGUCUUGUCUGCCCUUUAAAAGCCAUUUUCCUUUAGGCAGAAUUUUCCGUGUGGAGCGGAAUUUCUUUUUGUCUUUUCUAAUUACCACCUCAAAAUCAGUAAGUAACUAAGUAAACAAAGUUUGAAGACGUUUACAUGAAUAUACCCUUCGAAUAAUAAGCUUUCGAAGGGUAUUCAUGUAAACGUCUUCAAACUUUGUAUACUUUGUAUACUAAUUUUGAGGUUGUGGUCUUUUUAGUGAUUUGGUUCAUUUGAUCAUUUCUUAAUUUGGGCACGUUUUAACACUUGUCCCCAGUCCACUCAUCAACUUCGGAAUGGCUAAUUUGUUCAUCAAGCAUCACUUUGCAUCACUUAAUCUAUUGAUUUAUAAUAAACAGAACUUUUGGAAUUAUCCUUUUAUUUUGUGGAAAGCACUAUGUAUAUUUACAAUCCUACAUCAGUUGUUACAGUGCGUCUACAGUAAGUGGGGCCACUUACAGAACACUAACCAAUCACAUUGAAGAACAGAAAUUGAAAAAAUCAACAAACGGCGCAUUAGCCAAUCAGCAUUAGGCCAAAAACAAUUUGAACAAAUAAACGAAUGUCAAACGGUAAAAAUAGACUUGUAAAAGUAAACACUGCAGUUAAUGGCUUCCUGAAUCUUUCUUUUGAUUGGACGAGCUUUAGUUUGAUUAGAUUUUUCUUUCUGUUCUGCAAUGCGAUUGGUUAGUGUUCUCUAAGUGGCCCCACUUACAGUAUAUAGAUGCACUGUAACACUGAUAUGGAUAUGUAACACUGAUGGGCUUAUGGAUUGAAAGCCUUGGCCUUGCAAUAAUAACUAUAUGUAUACUGUUUUACUGUUGCAGUAUUGUUUUUCCCCAUGUGCAAACAUUCAAUAAAUGUAGUUUUAGAAUUGCCAGAUGUAUGUUGUGAAGGGGGUUGACAAAAUGUGGACCCCCCCUUCUGGAUCCCUUUCUGGACCCUUUUCUGGACCUUUUAAAAACCAAAAGAAAACAUGUAAGUUAAGAAAACAUUACAUAGGCAGCUGUAAGCAGUCCGUCCCCAACCCGCAUUUGUUGAGAUGGCUUCAGCAGUGACCCAUAAUUCGGCCACAAGCCAAUAUUUGUUGACAUUUUUGCUGUAAAUGCAGCGGGGUAAAUUUGCCGAUUUAUAGCAACCCGACACUACAUUGACAAUGUCAUUACACAGUAUUUUGCAAGGUCACAAAAACAACAUGCAGUUUACUGAAAGUACUAAAGAACAUGAAACAAGAAAACUAUUGCAGUAAGAAAUUUCUAAUUGGAAUAACUAUGUUGCCCAGCAAUGCCCUAAUGUACACGAUUAUGAUUGAAAUGAUCAGGAUUGAGGAUUGAGAAAGUCGAAAAAAGCUAAAUGAAUUUAAUCGAUCAUCGUUAUAUUGAAAUCCAAAUAGUUGUGUCCUACAAUCUGGUCUGUAGGUUUUUAAAAGGUCAAGAAUAGGGUCCAGAUUUGGGUCCAGAUUGGGGUCCAGAUUAGGGGUCCAGAAAAGGGGGGGGGGGGUCCACGUUUUGUCAACCCCCUGUUGUGACUUAGGAAUUAUUGUAAUACUGAUAAACAAUUUUUAGGCAACAUCCCCUUGUGAAACCGAGUCCAGAGACCAGCAACGUACUACUCAUGAAGUAGUUGUACCAACACCCAUACAACAUAUUCCAAGCAGCAUACCAGGUUUUGGACCAGAUCGCUAUGAAGGACUAGACCUCGUUAAAGUCGUCCAGUUACUGCGAAAACGUUUGAACUGGGAGACUGACAUUCAACAAAUCAUUGAUGAACGGGAAGGCAAACCAUCAAAAGGUUUUACCCAAGCUGAGAAAACUAUCCGUAUGGCACCACACUCCUUGCAAGAUGAUGGUGUUUUUGCUUAUGCUAUACUAAAAGAUCUUAGCAAUCCCAUAGCACGGUAUAAUCCAUACAACUUGGUUUGUGUUGGUGCUACACAGGCAUUUGAUUCAAAGCAAAUGUUUACUGUCACUGCUUCAGCUGUUACACAG
This is a messenger RNA of Paramuricea clavata, 4445 nucleotides long. Lineage: Eukaryota; Metazoa; Cnidaria; Anthozoa; Malacalcyonacea; Plexauridae. The record is from the annotation of a GenBank genome assembly.